Molecule: messenger RNA, 2945 nt
Organism: Poecilia reticulata (guppy)
Lineage: Eukaryota; Metazoa; Chordata; Actinopteri; Cyprinodontiformes; Poeciliidae
Gene: m6pr
Product: mannose-6-phosphate receptor (cation dependent)
Biological process (GO): protein targeting to lysosome
Cellular component (GO): endosome; Golgi apparatus; trans-Golgi network
Molecular function (GO): protein domain specific binding
Source: RefSeq, a predicted model, not a curated record
UUCGGUCACAUGCGCGUGUUUGUGUUUAGUUUCAUUUCCGCAUUACGCUGCUGCCUGUAGCCUGUUAGCAUCUUAAAAAUCACACUUCAACACGACUUAAAAGAAAACCUAUUAACUCUCCAGGGCAACAGUAACAGCGUCAGCAGAGGUGUCCGAAAUCCAAUUUAACCUUUAAUUUACAUUGUUUGCAUGAUAUAAAUGCGGUUUAAUGUUGGUUAAGUAAACCAGGAAGCGACGUUAGCGUGAGGAAGCUCAUUGCAACUUAUUCUGACUACAGUUUAAAAAGCAAGUAUUAAGCAUUAGUAAGACAGUUUUUCCUCCACUGAUUUACAGCAAAGGAGGCCAUGAAGCUGUUCAGAAUUCCCAUGCGAGGUUCUGUCUUGUUGUGGGCCAUCUUGACUCAGCUGCUGCUGUGUAGAAACGGUGUGUUCGCCGGGGAUGGCACCAAGGCCUGCAAACUACGCCACGAAUCAGCAUCACAAAGGAAAGUCCUUGAGCAACUGGAACCUCUGGCCCACAGAAACUUGUCAGUGGUGGUCACUGAAGAAAAGGGAAACUACACGUAUGUGUUCCAGCUGUGUGGAGAUGCAGGAGGGGUUCCAAAUGCGGGAGUUAUUCAGAAGAAGACCGGCUCGCAGGAUAAACCCACAAUCAUUGGCUUAUACACCUCGACCGAGGCCAUUGGCGGCAGUGACUGGGUGAUGCUGCGCUACUAUGAUGGGGAAAAAUAUGAUGAGCACUGCAGCCACGAAGACAGAAGGGCCAUUAUCAUGAUCUCCUGCAACAAAAACAAAGAGGCGGGUGACUUGGAAGCUAUUCUGGAAGACAGUGAAAGGCCGAAAGAUUGCUUUUACCUGUUUGAGCUGGACUCCAGUGCAGUGUGCCCUCCUGUUCAAUCCCAGCUGAGUGCAGGCUCCAUAAUACUCAUCAUUGGUUUCUGCCUUGUGGCCGUUUACCUCAUUGGCGGCUUCCUCUACCAACGGCUGAUUGUUGGAGCCAAAGGGAUGGAACAAUUCCCAAAUUAUGCUUUCUGGGUGGAAGUUGGAAACCUUUCAGCGGAUGGCUGCGACUUCGUGUGCCGUUCGAAAAAUCGAGAGGAGGCUCCAGCUUACCGAGGCGUGUCGGCUGACGCUUUAGACGAAGAGCCAGAAGAGAGAGACGACCACUUACUACCUAUGUGACCUUAGUAUGUCAGAAACAUGGCAUACAUUUUCACUGUGUGACAGGUUAUGCUUUGGAAGCUUAGAUAAAAUUACUGGUGCACACAAGUGUGUUUUCUUUGCCUGGAAUGAGUCAGUCCCCUGUUGAAACCUUGCUUGUAUUUUAGACUUGUGGCUCUGAGAAGGUUCCUAAAAGGCAGAAGGCCAUGUCUCCUUUCCUACUCAAAACAUUUCAGUUUCAGUUUAAAUUCAUCCAAAGGAGUGACUCACACAUUAGAAAGACAAAUCCUUGCUUUUCUGUGGAAAUCAGAUGGAAAAAGGAAGGAUUUAAUUAAUUUGUAACGCAAACUCACUGGUUAUGUUUUAUGAUGUUUCUACUUAACUGAUGACGGUCAUUUUAUGGAUGUGCAGGCAGUGCCAGUCUGGUUUCUGUUUAGGUAAUGCUUGCUGCAGGCUAUACCAGAUAAUUAUACUUGUGUAAAGGGUUAGUUUGACCGAAUUGUGAAUGUACCUUUUCAGCUCUUAGCACAGUGACAGUACAAUACAGCCUUGCUGCACAUCUAGAGAGCAGUGCAAAAAAAACCAAAGCUUAUGCAAAUGUAUUAGUCUGCUUUAUUUUUUCCCCCCCAGAAGUACAAAGAAAAGUUUCUACAUUAGUUCAGAUAUUUUGUGUAGUAGUCAAUGACGGUGUCAGGUGAACGUGUCACGUUUUUAAUCUACACAGGUCAAAGAGGUGCAAUGCAUCUUUAAUAAAAUUAAAAACAUGAUUGUUUUCCUAUUUAGUGCUGAUGGACAAUUUAAAACUGUUUGUUCAGCGCCGACCACAGUAAUUGGCACCCCUGGUAAAGAUUUGUAAAGAAACAUUCAAAGAAAUUAGUUUUUUAUUACAACAGCAUAAUCCUAGAAAUAAUCAAACCCUUUUUGUUUGUUUUUUUGUUCUUUCAGUGCUUCUGUUGAGUUGGGAAAAUAAGUGUUUUUUACUAAAUCACCAGUUUCACAAUUAGAGGUAACCCAGGAUGUUUCUGUAUAACAAAUGUAAACCGAAAAUGAAAACUGAACCCACAGUAUUCAUUUACACUUUUGAAAAAUGAUAAGUUUCUUUGAAAUUUUAUUUUGUAAUAUUUUGCUUUCGUUUCUCUGGGUUAUAAAUAUAAUUUUUAGAAAGGUUGUGCAAGGACCCCUAUGAUUUAUAUUGUAGGCACUGACUAGCAGCGUUACCAUUAUACAUAAAUAUUGGUGGCACUGACUAUGUUUUUGUUGAUUUCUGAAAUGUGGUAUGCUGUUUAUUAUUGUAUUUUGAUAAUAUGAAUGAACAUUGACAAUGUCCGAUAUCCAAUGUUGAAACUUUCCUGACUGCCGACAUUGUAAUUGUUAACCUAAGCAACAGACAUAGUCGUACGCUUACCGACUUUUGUUUUCUCUUAAGUUUGACCAAAACCUUCUAACUGCAGUUUUUUGCUUCUAUUUUAAAACGUUAGAAGUGGCAGUGACGUCUCCUGCUGUACUCUCUAUUAAUAUAUUGAAAAUGUUAGUUUUGAGGAUAUCAUUCAUAAGGUUUAUAAAUUUUUUACAUAAAUUACUGGUGAAAACAAAAGUAGAGUGUUUUGGAAUUUCACUCAGUAGGCGGAAACAAAUUUUCCUGCUUUGUUUUGUCACAGUUUACUAAUGGCCUAUUUUUUUUAGUUCAGUGAAUUGUCUCCUGUAUUCUCUGGUAAAAAUUGUAUCACUUGUGUUUGAAGUAAAUAAAAAUGCAUCCAGUUUGAUAACUGUUACAGUAAAGUGUGA